CCUACCGCCUGCCGUAAUAUAUAAAAGGUAUAAGGUAAUGUACCUAACCUAACCUAGUACAUCAGCUAGUGGAGACUUCUAGUGGAGACUGCUAGCACAGUUGAGGCUGAUUCUGCCACGCCUCGCCUCCCCCGACUUCGUCAUUCAUUCCGCCAUGAAAUUGAGACCUCUAAUCCGAAAAUAACCACCACAACCAAUUUCAAACGCCGCUUUUCGUCUUCUUGGAAGCCAUCCAGUUGCCGUAUCUUUGGGUUUUCGGGAUUUUCUCAAUAAACCUCAUCUUCUACAGAAUGGACGAACCUACAGAGCUUGUCAAUUCAUUACCUCUGCAGUCCAUCAACGUCCUUAUCUCGCUCCCGUCUCUGAAUUCACAAUUAAUUAAUCAAUCAUCGGAAUCUACACCCCACCUCUUUAUGUGAUAGCCUCGUCCCCUUCUAACAAUGGCUCUUGACAUUACACAUGAUCAAGACCUUCGUGUGUCGGGAACGCCUCCUAUCAUGAAAACAACUCCUCAACGACCUGGGCCUAUUGGCUCGCGAGUCGUCAAGAAAUGGUCAUCACCUCAGCUUGGGGAUGGCCUUUGCGAUGUCUUCUCAGUUACAGAUGAUUCUCUUGUUUGGACGGAAUAUACUCCCAGCCUUUCCAUCGGUCAUGAGACUGGUAGCUCUGUUUUCACUCCAUCAGAAAAGGCUUCUACUGUUAUAUCGUCUACGCCUGAUUCGAGCACUGGAUCCUUCGAUUUCGAUCUCCGAAUGGAUUCUAACGACUCCAUUAAAACACCCAAAUAUUUAGCCUCUAGCAUUGCGCGUUGCGAGUUGUCUCGAGCCACUUCAUAUACGCCCAGCGGAGUUGAGCCAGCAUCGCAUACGCCAUCUCCAGUGUCUCUGGAAGCGAGCACCAGCACGCUUACUAGCCCAUCCCCAAAACUACUACCGCUUUCACAAAUAUUCGACCCUGUGGGAUACUCACCUUAUGUCACACCUUCUAGGAUGCCCAAAGAGCAAACUACCAAGGACCCCUUCGUAACUGCGACGACUGUACAUGAGGUCGACUAUUUGGAUUUAUUGGACGCUCUUAAUGCACAACAGACGCCCCAUAAAAGAGGCCAGGUCAAUGUCAGCCAGCUACCCCAUAUACUCCAAUGCUUAAAACUGCCUCUGCCAAAUCCUUUAUAUCGCAAUGCUCAGUCGAUAUCUCCACCGCCGAUCGAAAUUAUGCGCGAACGCUUCUAUGCGAAGUUGAGGAGUUAUACUGAUAUGAACCAUACUAAUUCGUCCUCGAAAGCUGAGGCUGAUGUCCAUAUUUUUGUGGAUAUGUCCAAUAUCUUCAUUGGAUUCUGUGAGAGCUAUAAAAUCUCCAGGCAGAUCCCGCUUACUCGCAAGAUAAGCAUGCCUCCAUUUUCGUUUAAGACAUUGGCACUUGUGAUGGAACGAGCAAGGAAUGUGCAGAAGAGAGUGCUAGCCGGGUCCAUAUACGGUGUAGCAAACAACAAUCCCCAAACGUCUUGGCCGCCUUACUUUCUAGAGGCAGAACAGUUGAACUAUAAGAUGAACGUUUUUAGUCGUGUUCGGAAGCGCAAGGUCUCACCAAACAAGUCAAAGGGAAGGGGAAGGACACCGACCGAACGCCCCGAUGAAGCAGGCGAGAUUUCAGAAGAUGUCACGUACGAAGUGAGAAAUGGAGAGCAGGGCGUAGACGAGAAUCUCCAUCUGAAUAUGAUGGACAGUAUGUGGGACAACAUGUCACGCCCUGGCACGAUGGUGUUGGCCACCGGAGAUGCAGCGGAAGCUGAGUUUUCUGGAGGGUUCUUAGAGUACGCCAUUCGCGCCCUCGAAAAGGGAUGGAAACUUGAGCUGGUAACAUGGAAGCGACCUCUCUCAUCCGCUUGGACCGACCCAAAAUUCUUGAAGAAGUAUAAGAACCAGUUCAGCAUCAUCUUCCUAGACGAUUUUCUAGAAGAGUUACAGACCGGCCUUCUCGCAUAGGGUAUCGUCGCAUUUACAUCUGGUUAGGAAACCACUCCUAGCAUGUUCUUGGAGAGACUUUCGGCUCUCUAUUGCGUUCAGCUACUAUCUUUCGCUGCCUACCUGUAUUGCGGUCAUCUCAAAAUACCUUUUUUCUUUUCUCUUUUCACUUAUAGUGCAUAUAUGCAUCUAACAAGCAGCAUUCGGCGUACCACGGUCAUUCGAUUCACUA
Daldinia vernicosa is the source of this 2196-nucleotide messenger RNA. RefSeq lists its product as uncharacterized. The record is from RefSeq and is a predicted model, not a curated record. Gene Ontology annotation, biological process: protein import into nucleus. Lineage: Eukaryota; Fungi; Ascomycota; Sordariomycetes; Xylariales; Hypoxylaceae. Gene Ontology annotation, cellular component: nucleus. The transcript has 2 exons. Bases 441 to 1985 code for a protein of 514 amino acids. Gene Ontology annotation, molecular function: small GTPase binding; guanyl-nucleotide exchange factor activity.